AUGCUUCUAAAAUAUCAUCGUAAUCUUCGUUUAUCUUCACUUCUUAUUGAUGUAACAAUGAAAUUAAUCAAACGUUAUUGUAUUGUUAUGUGUAUUUUUUUUCUUUUUUAUUUAUUGGUAUCAAAUAAAAAUCGUCUUUUUCCUCGUCUUAUUUUUGGAGAAUUUCAUCUUUUAUCAACUGAAUUUAAUCGUACAAUAGAUAUUCGUCAAUCUCAAUUAUAUCAACAUGAAAUUUCAAAUGGUGGAAUUAUAACACUUUAUGAUGUAACACAAGAUAAUGAAUGGGAUUUUCAAUGUCCAAGAACAAAAUAUAAUGAAAAUGAUAUUCAUGAUGUUCGAAUAUGUAUUUAUGAUCCACAACAUGAUGAACAUGUUAGUGGACAAUUAAAUGAUUAUGGAAAAUGGGAACCAGUUGUUGUUAAAAGUUUUCUUCGUUUAUUACGAACAUUACCAAAUACACAUGUUAUUGAUAUUGGUGCUAAUUUAGGUUUAUAUACUUUAUUAGCUACUCAAUAUGAUCGUCAUGUUAUUGCUGUUGAACCAUUAUAUGAUUCUCUUAUUCGUUUACAUAAAUCUAUACAAUUAAAUGAUGUUCAACAUCAUGUAACAGUUAUUGCUAAUGCUAUUGGUAUAAAACAUGAACGUUUAGCAUUAAAUGUUGUUGAUAAAAAUUUAGGUGCUUCUUAUUUAUCUUAUCUUGAUGAAUUAGCACCAGCAGAUAAAAAAAUUGAAAAUUUUAUUAAUGAACGUGGUAUACCACCACGUGUACUUGCAGAAGUUGAUACAAUAACACUUGAUGAUUUAGUUUCAAUAUUUCCAAUAUUUUUUAAACGUGCUAUUUUAAAAAUUGAUAUUGAAGGUUUUGAAGCAUUAGCUUUUCAAAAUGCAUCAUUAUUAUUUAAUCAAACAGAAAUUCCAGCUAUUUAUAUGGAAUUUGGUAAAUUAAUUGAAAUUAAAUAUCAUCGUGGAAUGAUUAAAAAAAUUGAAGAUAUGUUAAAUUUUUUAAAAAAAAGAAAUUAUGAAUCAUAUGAAGUUAAUGAUAUAAAUCAUCUUUUAUAUGAUAAUUGGGAAUCAUGGCCAUGGGAUGUUGUUUUUAGAAGAUGUGAUAUAUGUCGAUGUCCAGGAUUAGAAAAACUUGUUGGAUCUGCAGAAUGA
Molecule: messenger RNA, 1155 nt
Organism: Rotaria sordida
Lineage: Eukaryota; Metazoa; Rotifera; Eurotatoria; Philodinida; Philodinidae
Source: the annotation of a GenBank genome assembly